This is a messenger RNA of Prunus armeniaca (apricot), 318 nucleotides long. The record is from the annotation of a GenBank genome assembly. NCBI's taxonomy places the organism in Eukaryota, Viridiplantae, Streptophyta, Magnoliopsida, Rosales, Rosaceae.
AUGACCUUUUCCAUCGAAGCUGGAGGAUCAUGGACAAAUGUUCGAAUAGGUCAAAAUCUUGGCGACGAGAUUAUUCAAGGCAAAACAAAAAAGAGGAAAAUCAUUACACAUGGCUCCUCAAGUGAACAAUGCCCGCAGUCGGUUUCAGUGAUGCAUUCCGUGUCGAAAAUAAUGACACUAUUACGUCAUUCGAAGGAAAAUACUCCCCCACGUUAUGAUCCAGUGGAACUGCCUCCACCAAUUAUUGAGUCGUCCUUAUACUUGAUUGUGUCGGGCUAUGAGGAUCGGGAGUAUUUGAAUUGUAUGAUGAGUAAGUAG